UGCUUCCACACAUCCGGCGAAAAAAAAAGAGAACGAUGGCUACAGAGGGUUUCCAAACCUGUCGUCUUUGAAUAAUUAUUGUCAUUCUGGAUGAAAAAUAGCGAUAGUAUCACCCCCUCCCCCAACAUACAUCGUGAUGGAAAAUAAUCCCGUCACACGGUGGUCAUAGUGGCACGAGCUUGAAACUGUUUCGUUACAAUCCGGUGUUCGUAGCAAGCUAGCUAGUUGUUCUGCGUGGGCUUGCGUCACCGGGCAGCUGUCCGUCAAAUUCCUUGGGAGGGGUCUAUAAAACACAAAAUGGCGACUCCAGUCAACAUCCAAAACCCCAGUAAGACGUGGGAGCUGAGCUUGUAUGAACUGCACAGGAGCCCACAGGAGGCGAUCAUGGACGGCACAGAGAUAGCGGUGUCCCCCCGGAGCCUCCACAGUGAGCUGAUGUGCCCCAUCUGUCUGGACAUGUUGAAGAACACAAUGACCACCAAGGAGUGCCUGCACCGCUUCUGCUCCGACUGCAUCGUCACUGCACUCCGAUCAGGGAACAAGGAAUGCCCCACGUGCCGAAAGAAGCUUGUGUCGAGACGCUCGCUCCGCCGCGACUCCAACUUUGACGCCCUCAUCUCCAAGAUCUACCCCAGCCGCGACGAGUACGAGGCCCACCAGGACCGGGUGCUGGAGAGACUCAACCGGCUGCACAACAAGCAGGCCCUCAGCUCCAGCAUUGAGGAGGGGCUGCGCAUGCAGGCUAUGCACAGAGCCCAGCGAGUGCGCAAACCGGCGCAGGAGAGCGACAACACCACCUUCAGCGGCGGCGAGGACAACGGGGAUGCACGGUCACACCUCUCCCACGACUCUGCGCCUUCCCACGCGCCCCUCCCCCCGAGCCACACACCCUCUGAGGCCGGGCCCAGCCGGAACCCUAAGCGGCCCAGGGUGUCAGAUGAGUCAGGCCCGGAGGUGGAUGGGGGCAGCCCCACGGCCCCGCUCCGGCACCACAAAGAGGGCCCUGGCUCAGAGAUAGAGCUGGUUUUCCGUCCGCACCCCCUGCUGGUCAACACACAGGACUACAGCCAGACCAGAUAUGUGAAGACCACAGCCAACGCCACAGUGGACCACCUGUCUAAGUACCUGGCUCUGCGUAUCGCUCUGGAGGAGAGGCAAAGAGACAGCCAAUCCGAUGCAGCGAUGGAGAAGGGGAAAGAGGGAGUGGAGGCGGGGGCUAAAGGAGAGAAAUCAGCAGGAGGGGCCAGCCUGAAGAACGUCAGUGAGAAGCAAUACACCAUCUACAUCACCACAUCAGGGGGACAGUUCUCUACUCUGAAUGGAUCCCUGACUUUAGAGCUGGUGAAUGAGAAGUACUGGAAGGUCAGAAAGCCUCUGGAGCUUUACUAUGCCCCCACCAAGGACCAACCUCUUCAACCAUCACAGCCACCGCAGCAGAAGUCCCCACAGCCCAAAGAGGGGUGAGGAGGACAGGAGUCCUCCCUCUUCAGCCGUUAUCACACGCUGUCUCUGACAGAGUUCUGUGUGUGGCGUGUAGCUGCUUCUAAGGUAGUCAUUUGGAACAUUCCAUAGAUUGAAGGUCUUCAACUUUGACCUCAGAAUCUGAAGUUUUUCUGUUUUUAUCUUCCGUAGCUUCUAAUCAAACCUGAGUAUGAAGUUGUUUUUGCAAUACCUACACAUUUUUUCCUUAAUCGAAUGGUUGACUUAAAAUGCUGUCUGGACCGGUGUGCACACCGACAGGCAACACCUACGUAGUCCAGCCUUCCUUCAGACCACCAAGUGUUGCUUGACCUUGCAUCAGGACUGCCAGAUUUUGUUGAUACAUCAUUUCAGAUCAGUGUGAGGAUUUUACACUACCGGUCAAAAGUUUUAGAAUACCUACUCAUUCAAGGGUUUUUAUUUAUUUUGACUCUUUUCUACAUUGUAGAAUAAUAGUGAAGAGAUCAAAACUAUGAAAUGACAUGUGGAAUCAUGUAGUAACCACAAAAGUGAUAAACAAAUCAAAAUACAGUAUAUUUUAUAGUUGAGAUUCUUCAAAUAGCCACCCUUUGCCUUGACAGCUUUGCACUCAUGGCAUUCUCUCAACCAGCUUCAUCUGGAAUGUUUUUCAAACAGUCUUGAAGGAGUUCCUACAUAUGCUGAGCACUUGUUGGCUGCUUUUCCUUCACUCUGCGUUCCGACUCAUCCCAAACCAUCUCAAUUUGGUUGAGGUCGGAAGAUUGUGGAGGCCAGGUCAUCUGAUGCAGCACUCCAUGACUCUCCUCUAAAAUAGCCCUUACACAGCCUGGAGGUGUGUUGGGUCAUUGUACUGUUGAAAAGAAAAUGAUAGUCCCACUAAGUGCAAACCAGAUGGGAUGGCGUAUCACUGCAGAAUGCUGUGGUAGCCAUGCUGGUUAAGUGUGCCUUGAAUUCUAAAUAAAUCACUAACAGUGUCACCAGCAAAGCACCCCCACAACAUCACACCUCCUCCAUGCUUCACGGUGGGAACCACAAAUGUGGAGAUCAUAUGUUUACCCACUCUGCAUCUCACAAAGACACGGCGGUUGGAAACAAAAAUCUCCAAUUUGGACUCCAGACCAAAUGACAAAAUUCCACCGGUCUAAUGUCCAUUGCUCGUGUUUCUUGGCCCAAGCAAGUCUCUUAAUAUUGGUAUCCUUUAAUAGUGGUUUAUUUCAGCAAAUCGACCAUGAAGGCCUGAUUCACACAGUCUUCUCUGAACAGUUGAUGUUGAGAUGUGUCUGUUACUUGAACUCUGUGAAGCAUUUAUUUGUGCUGCGAUUUUUGAGGCUGGUAACUAAUGAACGUAUCCUCUGCAGCAGAGGUAACUCUUGGUCAUCCAUUCCUGUGGCGGUCCUCAUGAGAGCCAGAUGCAUCAUAGCGCUUGAUGGUUGUUGCGACUGCAUUUGAAGAAACAAAGUUCUUGAAAUUUUCCGUAUUGACAAACCUUUAUGUCUUAAAGUAAUAAUGGACUGUCGCUUUGCUGAUUUUGAGUUGUUCUUGCCAUAAUAUGGACUUAGGGCUAUUUGGUAAAGUACCAUCUUCUGUAUACCACCCCUACCAUGACACAACACAACUAAUUGGGUCAAACACAUUAAGAAGGAAAAUGUACUUUUAAGAAGGUACACCUGUUAAUUGAAAUGCAUUCCAGGUGACUACCUCAUGAAGCUGGUUGAGAGAAUGCCAAGAGUGUGCAAAGCUGUCAUCAAAGCAAACGGUGGCUAUUUGAAGAAUCUCAAAUACAAAUUAUAUUUAGAUUUGUUUAACACUUUUUUUUGUUUCCUACAUGAUCCAUGUGUGUUUUGACGUCUUCACUAUUAUUCUACAAAGUAGAAAAUAAAGAAAAACCUUUGAGUAAGUGUUCUAAAACUUUUGACCGGUAGUGUACAUUGGCAAAUGUUGUAGAGAUUAACCCCCUUUUCCCUUUGAGACAGACUUGGAAUGACCAGAGGUCAUAUAGGAUGGUUGAAUUGAAUAUUAUGCAAGAAUAUACUGCUAUAUAGCAGUAGAUUGGGACUUUUCUAUACUGAAUUCAGCUUGCUUUGAAAUUAGUUAAUGAUUGUAACUAUUUAUGUCAUAUUUAAUUUCUUUAAGACAUCACUGAUGCACUAUGCCGCUUAUUAAGGAUAUCAAGUAGCAACGGUUGGUGGAAUUGAGCUAGUUAAUGUGAUUUAUCCUAAGCUUGGACCCAUAGGGUCCACAGGGCUUUUUCCUAAUGCUAGCUUUCACUUCCUUUAUUAAGUCUUACCUGAUGCACUUUAUACACCGAGUAUACUAAACAUUAGGAACACCCCCCAAAGGGAUGCUGGCCCAUGUUGACUCCCAGUGUUUCCAUUCUUGAGACACAUGGGAAACUGUUGAGCGUUAGUUCUUGACCCAAACCGGUGCACCUGGCACCUACUACCAUUCAAAGGUACUUAAAUAUUUUGUCUUACCCAUACAAUCCAUGUCUCAAGGCUUAAAAAUCCUUCUUUAACCUCCUCCCUGUCAUCUACACUGAAGUGGAUUUAACAAGUAACAUCAAUAAGGGAUAAUAACUUUCACCUGGAUAGUCUCAUGGAAAGAGGUGUUAUUGUUUUGUAUAGUCGGUGUAUGUUCUGCUGGCAUAUAAUGGGUUUUCUUACCUCAGUUUUUCUAUGAUCUUUGUACAAUUAAGGCAAUAUAUCCCACUUUGAACUGUUACUCAGCUUAUUUGUAUUGCAAUUCCUCUUGAUCCAUUCAGCACAAUAAAAAAAGGCCAGGGUUGCGUUGGUAUGAAA
Oncorhynchus nerka (sockeye salmon) is the source of this 4256-nucleotide messenger RNA. Its product is annotated as E3 ubiquitin-protein ligase RING2-A-like. Bases 298 to 1464 code for a protein of 388 amino acids. Gene Ontology annotation, molecular function: chromatin binding; ubiquitin protein ligase activity. Gene Ontology annotation, cellular component: PcG protein complex; ubiquitin ligase complex. Lineage: Eukaryota; Metazoa; Chordata; Actinopteri; Salmoniformes; Salmonidae. The transcript has 7 exons. Gene Ontology annotation, biological process: negative regulation of DNA-templated transcription. The record is from RefSeq and is a predicted model, not a curated record.